Messenger RNA from Diaporthe citri, 627 nucleotides. RefSeq lists its product as uncharacterized. Bases 1 to 627 code for a protein of 208 amino acids. Lineage: Eukaryota; Fungi; Ascomycota; Sordariomycetes; Diaporthales; Diaporthaceae. The transcript is spliced from 6 exons. Gene Ontology annotation, molecular function: GTPase activity; GTP binding. The record is from RefSeq and is a predicted model, not a curated record.
AUGGCGCAAGCAGGAGGUUCCUACAACAACCCCCUCAAGAAGUUCAAGCUGGUCUUCUUGGGCGAACAGAGUGUGGGCAAGACAUCUCUCAUCACCCGGUUCAUGUACGACUCGUUCGACAACAUGUACCAAGCCACCAUCGGCAUCGAUUUCCUCUCCAAGACCAUGUACCUCGAAGACAGGACAGUACGGCUGCAGCUCUGGGACACGGCUGGCCAGGAAAGAUUCAGGUCCCUGAUUCCCUCCUACAUCCGAGACUCGAGUGUCGCCGUGGUGGUCUACGAUAUUUCAAACGCGAAAUCAUUCCAGAACACGAGGAAGUGGAUCGAUGACGUCCGGGCCGAGCGAGGGAACGACGUGAUCAUUGUCCUUGUGGGCAACAAGACCGAUCUUAACGACAAGCGCGAAGUCACCACACAGCAGGGCGAGGAGGAGGCCAAGAAGAACAACCUCAUGUUUGUGGAGACGAGCGCCAAGUUGGGCCACAACGUGAAGACGCUGUUUAAGAGGAUAGCCCAGGCCCUGCCAGGCAUGGAGGGCAGCGAUGCCGCUGCGCAAGCCACCAACCAGAUGAUCGACGUGAAAACGAACAACUCGCCAACCAGCCAGGAGGGCUGCGCCUGCUAA